Messenger RNA from Gongylonema pulchrum, 360 nucleotides. NCBI's taxonomy places the organism in Eukaryota, Metazoa, Nematoda, Chromadorea, Rhabditida, Gongylonematidae. The record is from the annotation of a GenBank genome assembly.
AUGUUGGUUGAGCUGAAGAAUGGCGAAACGUACAACGGGCAUUUGGUUUCCUGUGAUGCUUGGAUGAAUAUUCAUCUCCGAGACGCCAUCUGCACAUCACGUGAUGGUGAUCGCUUCCAAAAAAUGCAGGAAGUUUAUGUCAGAGGUUCAACGAUCAAAUAUUUGCGGAUUCCGGACGAUGUUGUUGAGCUAGUGAAGGAGGAGGUGAAAGAAGUGCGCAGGCAGCAGAAGGAUCAGCAGCGUGCCAAGCGUAGCAUGCAGGGAGGUCGAGGUGGAGGACAGGCUCGUGGUGGGAUGGUACGCGGAGGGGGGCGAGGAGCGCAGCAGGGAAGGGGUCGUGCAAAAGGCCCUGCACAGUAA